AUGCCUUCCACCACCCAGAUAAUCUCCGCCCUGGUCGUCACAGCCGCCGUCGGCGUCCAGGCCGCCAUGGGCCCGGCCUUCAGCACUGGUCCCGUCGCCUCUGACUCCUUCAUCCGCGAGGCCACCUCCACCCUCGUCCUCCCUGCCGCUCCCUCCAACAAUAAGGGCGACGCUUCCCUCUGGGUUGGCAUGGGCACCUCUAACGGCGACCUGAUUCAGUCCAUCUCCGACAGCAGCAACUACGACAACACCGGCACCGAUAAGUGGUCCAUCUACGCCUACACCCUCCUCAGCACGGGCCCCAACUCCCAGAUGCCCGUCCAGACUGAUGGCACUGACGCUUCUGAGGGUGACAAGAUCACCAUGCACUAUAAGUUCGACGAUGCUUCCCAGAACUACACCCAGACCGUCUCCAUCAACAACAAGGUCGUCGCUACUCUUUCUACCAAGGACGGCAAGGCCCAGGGCUGGGGCAGUGCUGUUGAGUGCGCCGCCAAUGACUGUGGAACCAUGGGUGCUCACUCCUGGAUCAACACCAAAAUCAUCCUCGACAAGGCCGAUGCCAACUACAUCGACACCUUGGGCAAGGGCAACGGCGUCACCGGCGACAUGUCCACCAAAGACGGCGGCAAGACCUGGACCGUCACCACCAUCCAUAUCCCCAAGUUCACCUUUGGCCAGUAA
Molecule: messenger RNA, 684 nt
Organism: Colletotrichum orchidophilum
Lineage: Eukaryota; Fungi; Ascomycota; Sordariomycetes; Glomerellales; Glomerellaceae
Exons: 3
Coding region: 1-684 (227 amino acids)
Source: RefSeq, a predicted model, not a curated record